This is a messenger RNA of Centruroides sculpturatus (bark scorpion), 2412 nucleotides long. Its product is annotated as serine/arginine-rich splicing factor 6-like. NCBI's taxonomy places the organism in Eukaryota, Metazoa, Arthropoda, Arachnida, Scorpiones, Buthidae. Gene Ontology annotation, biological process: mRNA splicing, via spliceosome. The record is from RefSeq and is a predicted model, not a curated record. Gene Ontology annotation, cellular component: nucleus; ribonucleoprotein complex; nuclear speck. The coding region runs from base 750 to 1718 and encodes 322 amino acids. The transcript has 8 exons. Gene Ontology annotation, molecular function: mRNA binding; zinc ion binding.
UAAAGGCAAUUAUGUAAAUAAUUAUCUCAUAAAUAUUGAAAUUUAUAAAUUAAGAUGUAUUUGUAACUCUUUGCCUUUUAUUUCAGCCCAUGUUUUUAUUAUUUGAUAUAUGAUAGAGUAUAAUGACUUCUGUUAGUCCUAAUUAUAUAUUUAAAACUUUAUGCCAUAUAACAUGUGAUGUAUAGGAAAUAUGAGGCAAAGGAAUUAGAGAAAAAGAUUAUGGAAACAAUUAAAGCAUUUCUUCUUAAUUUUAAAUAUGUUCAAUUUCACAUUCAAACAAUCCUGAAUGAAUGCAUUUUAAGAUAUAAAAGUUACUUUUAUAUAAUAUACAAAAUUAUUCAUUAAUGUAAAUUACUGGAAAAUAAUUAAGUAUUAUUAUUUUGUCAAUAAUGAACUUAUAUUGUACUUUUUUCCUAUUUGAAUAUUUUAUUUAAAAAAUUGAUUCUGUAUUUUCUGUGCUAACUUUAAUAAUUUAAAAAAAAAUUACUUUUAUAAAUUAAAAAACUGAUUUUCAAAUUGUUUUAAAAAAUUUCAGGAACUGGUAUGGCAUAUGCAUUUGUUGAUUAUGAUGAUCGCCGUGAUGCCGAGAAUGAGGAGUCCGAUCCGAACAGACCACGCUGAACCAGAGUCCUUAGUCCAGAGUGAAUGAUAGACCCUUAGCCAAUGAAAGCCAUGCCAUUGUCUACUGUUCUGAUUCUUGCCACACUCUGACUGUUGGUUCCGAACCUCCCAAUUCCCAUCUGUUCCGAAUGUUCAAUGAACUUAUACAGACACAGAAAGCUUCUGAGAUCCUAUUCUCAUGCCGGCCGAGACCGGAGAGACAUGCUCCGACCAUUCGGCCUAGCGUACGUGCUACAGUCUUGUAUGUCUGUCUGCCUCUGGAUGCAAUUAAAUAUGAAAAUGGAAGAGAUCUUAGAGGGCAAAGCAUUGUUGUAGAAUGGGCUCGAGGACCAUCGUAUCGUCCAGCUGUGAGUAGUAGGCUUCAUGCAGAAUGUUAUCGAUGUCAUCGUCAAGGACAUUGGGCAAGAGAUUGUCCUGAAUUAGAGCGCGAUCGAUAUUACGUUAGAAGAUAUCGAUCUAGAUCUCGAUCCCGAUCCAGAUCACACCGCAGGCGUAGUUACAGCCGCAGUCGCUCUAGAAGCAGAGAUCGUAGUCGCAGAAGCCGUAGUCGUGAACAUCGCAGAAGUAGCCGAGAGCGUAGACAUAGACGAAGAAGUCCGACUAAAAGUAGAUCCAGAUCCAAAUCGAUGUCUCGUUCUCGAUCUCGUUCAAUAAGCAGAGAGAAAGAAAAGAAAAAGAGCAUUAAAAAUCGUAGUAAAAGUCGUGAAAGAAGCCGAGAAGAUAGUAGAAGUAAAAGUCCCAGCAGAAGUCGUAGCCGAUCUGCUGAUCAUAAAGAUGAAUCGCCAUCUCGUCAAGAAAGUCAAAGUCCUGAAGAAAGGACUGAAACGGAUAUGCCACCUCAGAAUGCCGACAGUGACCCUGUAACUGAUCCAGUGAGAAACACGGACAAAGAGAACGGGAACGAAGAGAGAGACGAGCCGGAAGGGAGUCGCAGUAGAAGUCGGAGUAGAAGUUGCAGUCACAGCGUGUCGCCCCGUCGCAGUCGCAGCCGCAGUCGCAGUGCCAGCAAAGAGGGGGAGGACGGAGUGAGCGGCGAAGAAGACGGGAGAAGCGUGCGAGGUAAAAGCCACAGCAGAAGUAGAAGUCGUUCGCGUUAAGAGACAGACACGCUGUCGGUGCUUCGUGUUAAUGUUUAUGGAUAAAGUUUACACAUUAAACAUAUCUGUCGAGUGCACAGUGAAACUAUAUAUACAUAUAAACUUAUACACAUACAUCCUAAACUUUCUUCGGUGUGCAGGAGUAUAAACGAAACGACGUUAAAUUUCUGCAUCGGAACAAUAGCCAAACGUUACGUUGUGCUGUGCAUUAGGUGAGGUAGGAGUAAAUGUUAUUUCAGUUGGUAAAACGACCGAAGUAGAUCGGCCGUUACGUUUUUUUAUAUAAAUUAUAUAGAAAAAAACGAAAUUGGAGAAAUUAUUCAUUAUUUCAUUUGGAAAAUAUACGACGCAUUGGAACAUUAAGGAGGAAAUUUCAUUUGUCCCAUUUCGCAUUUUAAAAAUUUCCAUUAAUCAUAAUUCUUCCAUUCUCAUGAUAAACUUAAUUUUCCAUUAUCGUGCGAUUAAAAGUUUUUUAUUAAAAAUCUAAUAUUAAUUUCGUCGUGCAUGGUCGGAAAAUUUAACCAACUAGAAUAUAAAAUAAGACGUAUUUACUAUUACUUAUUCUUUCGGUAGUGAGUUUCACAGUGCACAAAUACACCAAAAUUGCCAGUGUUUUCGACUUAAUUUCCUGUUACAUAUGUGAAAUUAUCCUUGUAAUUCAUUUCAUUUAAUAAAAUCAUUCGAUAUAUUAAAA